Molecule: messenger RNA, 1842 nt
Organism: Drepanopeziza brunnea f. sp. 'multigermtubi' MB_m1
Lineage: Eukaryota; Fungi; Ascomycota; Leotiomycetes; Helotiales; Drepanopezizaceae
Cellular component (GO): small-subunit processome
Molecular function (GO): U3 snoRNA binding; protein binding
Source: RefSeq, a predicted model, not a curated record
AUGUCCUCCUUCUUCACGCUCCCCUCUGCAAAGAAGCGCAAGCGUCCCGACAACGCUCUCACGGCGCCUCCCAAGAAACGACUCGCAUCGUCCGCCAAAUCUAAGUCCAAACCAGCGCCCGCACGGAGACCACAGCGAGAUGAAUCGAUUUCCGGCAGUGAUGACGAUCACGGCGAAGCUAGGGACCAAGAUGAAGAUAUGCCAGAUACCAGCGGGAGUAGCGAUGAAGGCGAGGGAGGAGAGGAGGAAGAGACGGCUGCCGAGAGACGAUUGAGGCUUGCCGAAAGAUAUCUCGAGAAUAUCCGUGGAGAGGUGGAAGCUGCGAACCCGGAAGAAUUCGACGCCGAGGAAAUCGACCGGGACUUGAUUGCGGAACGCCUGAUUGAGGAUGUAGCCGAGAGUAAAGGGCGCAUGUACCGCGACUCGCUCUCCUCCGAACUCGACUUUUCAGGCGCAGGUCACAGCUGGUUCAAGUGGAACACACAGACGGUGACCAGCGUAGCGACACGUCUCCCAUGGGCGUAUACCGUUGGCAAGGAUAUGGGCCUCACGAAAUGGAAGAUCCAAGAACUACCAAAGCAUCAAUGGCUUCCGAAAGCUGGGAAAAAAGCAAGCAAGAAGGCCAAACCGCCGCCGAAGCGUGUACCAGAGCAGAUCGCCCACGUCAAGGGUAACAGGAAGGAGAGCAAGAACAACGCCUACAAAGGCCACGUCGAUACCAUUCUCACGGUGGCCGCAAGCCAGGACGGUAGAUUUGUAGUUACAGGCGGCAAGGACAGGCGAAUCGUCGUCUGGGAUGCUGCUACGCUUACAUGUCUGCGAGUGUUCCAUCAGCAUCGUGACGCAGUGCUCGGCCUUGCCUUCAGGAGAGGGACGAACCAGUUGUAUAGUGCGAGUAAGGACCGCACAAUUAAGAUCUGGAGUCUGAACGAGCUCGCGUACGUCGAAACACUAUUCGGACAUCAGGAUGAAGUCGUUGAUGUCUCGGCCCUGGCGCAGGAGAGAUGCAUCUCAGUUGGUGCUCGGGACCGCACAGCACGCUUGUGGAAAGUCGUCGAAGAGACGCAGCUUGUGUUCAGAGGAGGUGGAGGAGAGAAGAAAUCACGGUCGAAAGCCCCCGGUAGACCAUCGGUGCAGGAAGGCAGCAUUGAUCGCGUGGCGAUGAUCGACGAAGAGAUGUUCGUUACGGGAUCUGACAAUGGCAGUCUGUCACUUUGGGUAGUACACAAGAAGAAACCCCUUUUCGUGCUCCCGUUAUGUCACGGUGUCGAUCCUGCCAUGAAAGCUGAAGAUGUAUCCGCUGAAAAACACCCCAAGGAGGAGGUCAUACCGCAGCCUACACCGCGCUGGAUCACCGCUCUAGCCACAAUACCCUACUCCGACGUGAUCCUCUCAGGAAGCUGGGACGGAGAGAUCAGAGCGUGGAGGGUUAGCGACGACAAGAAGAAGAUCGAGUCGUUGGGAACCUUGGGAGCAUCCGGCAUCAUCGCAAACGGCACCGGCACAACUACCGCCUUGACCAGCCAUCCGGAUCUCGCAGAAGGCGAUUCUGCCCCAUCCCAACCACCACCGCCACCACCAGGCCCUAUACGCGGCAUCAUAAACGACAUCUCCCUCUUCGAGCGCGGUGACCGCGGUAAAGACGGCGUGUGCGUCGUCGUCGCAGUCGGCAAAGAGCACCGCAUGGGCCGGUGGAUCCAGAGCGCGAACGGGAAGAACGGCGGCGUCGUGUUUGAGAUUCCUAAGAUCCUUGCGGGGAAUGGUUCGCUGGACGAGGUGGAAGGGGAGCAGAAGGGGGAGGGGGAGGGGCAGGCUAAAAUUGUUGGGAAGAGAGUCGAAUGA